AUGGUUCUAUCAGUAUAUUUUGACAUGAGAGAGCAACUCCCCAUUUCCACAUCGAAGAGACUGAUAUGGACCCUUCUCAAAGUACCUGGCUCCUCAUAUCUGAACACAACAACAUCCUCAAGUGGACUAAUGCUUUUCUACCACAGGUUCUCACUAGAACCCAGAGAAUUUGAAGUAUGAACUUUUUGAUUCCUUGUAAACUGAUGGAAAAAGGGCCGAAGAAGAGGAGGAGACGGGAGAGGAGGAGGAGGGAGAGGUGUGGGACCUCCUGUAUGUUAAGUGGAAUUCAAGUCCAGGGUGCUGAGCAGGCAGAGUGGUGGGGCACUGGCUCCUUGACGAAACCGACCAGACUCAGCAGACACCAAGCAAGAUAGGCACGACUAAGACGGAGUGAGGUACAGUCAGUGAGACAGCUGGAAAAAAACAACAACUCUAAAAGUGAACAUAAUGCUUUAGGUUUUACUGCUGCCAAAACAAGCGUGUGUUGAUGUUCAAGAAGUGUUAACAAAGGGUCAGAAUUACGGUACAUCGUCUAGAAGACAGAUUUCAGGACAGGAAUAAGAUAGUACACUACAAAGUAAAUCAGGACGUCAGAUUGCCAUGCUCUUCAAAAGUUUAUUCUGAGAAGACGACUGAUCUGAACCAACGGACUGUUUUGAGCUACAUCUGAAUUUUUAAGCACAGACCGAGUAUAAGUUGGAAACAAUGGAGCAUCUUCCACAGACGAAAGGCAAGGGAGUCUUUAUGUUUGUCAAGAGGCGUCAAAGAAUGGAUGAUCUUUCUGCAGAACAAGAGGAAAUAAGACGAAAAGGCAUACCAGUGGAUGCAAUUGUGGAACCAUUAGGUGAAACUGUAAAGCAUCCUCUACAAGAAGAAAGUACACAAGCCUCAAAAGAUGUCUAUGAAAUACAACAACAAGAGUAUCAAGAGCAGCCAAUUCAGCAACAGAUGUUAGCACAAUCACCAAAUGGUAUGAAUGGUCUGGAUCCAUAUCAAAUUUUGGCUGUUCCCAGACUCCUUGUUCCCAACAGAACUGCUAAGCCCUUCCUUGGUGGUCCUUAUCAAGGCCAAAAAACAUUUUCACCAGUCAGAGGUGUCUCAAGCCCAACACCUAAGAAACUUGAAAAAAUAUUUAAAGUAAAUGUUCCAGUAAACACAACCCCACAAGUUUGGUCCCCCACAUCAGACAUCAUUGCUUCACGUGAUGAACGUAUUGCUGUACCUGCAAUUAAAAGAGGUAUCCUACCAGAAACUAAAAGGAGAGGAGCAAGCAAGACAGACUUUAAAGAAAUGACCCUGAUUCAAAAGAAAGGAGAUCAGAGGUCAGAGUCAGUUCCAGAAGAUGACUUUCUCAGUCUGGGUGCUGAAGCAUGCAAUUUCAUGCAAGCUCCAAAGAUCAAGCAGAAAAACCCUCCACCUGUCCUACCCAAACCUGUUAUCAACCCAGCUCACCCUCCCUGGUCCGCAGAGGGCAGUGCCAUCUCUUGGAAUCCCCUUACAGCAUCAAGCUCAGUUCCAGUUAUGGGGCACACCAAGGUGCAGGCAGUACCCCAGAAAAACCCACCAAAGCUACAGCCUGCUGGAAAUUCCCGGCCCUCAUUAUCAUCUCAACCGAAAUCACCAGAUCUGCAUCAAUCAGCCUGGACUCCAAAACCACAUCAGUCACAUAAGCUAGAUUCACUCCAGGCUGGUCCUUCCCAGUUUAAAACAUCAAGGUCACAAAAUGAUGGUAACUCUGUUGCUUCCUGUCCACCCCAACACCUGGGCACAUAUGUUCAGGUAUCUAAGGCUCCAUCAGCUUCUCCCAAAGGGUAUUCGUCGGAUACAGGUGAUUCUGUUGGGCUGAACCUUAAAGGAAAAGGAGCUGAACUGUUUGCUCGUAGACAGUCCCGUAUGGAAAAAUUUAUAGUGGACAAUGAGACUGUGCGAGCCAACAAGGCAAGAUCCUCUUCACCAACAUUUUCAAUGCCAAGCACAUGGAAAUACACUUCUAAUGUCCGUGCCCCACCUCCAGUGUCCUACAAUCCUAUUUUGUCCCCCUUUUAUCCUCUUGCAGCAGUUAAACAACCCCCUCCUUCAACUAGUCCAAAGAUAAAGCCUAAAGCAAGCAAGGAGGAGAUGUAUCCACCACCCAAACAUCUCAAUGUUCUGGACGUCAUGAAACAUCAGCCUUACCAACUGAACUCCUCACUUUUUACCUACAACUCCACUCUAGAGGCUAGGGAAGCAGUUUCCCCUGAAGAGUCUAAACAAACUUCUUAUCAACCCCCUACCAGUUUUCAGACCCAGUCCCUCGCUUGUGAGCCAUCUACAACAUUAUCUCCAUCCCCAAAUAGUUUUUCCAAAAGUUCACAGCCAGUUCUAAAGCCAUCUAAUGCCACUGGAGAGGGAUUCAGCAGGAGCCGGUUCUUGUCUUUUCCUCAGAGACUGGCGUCUGUGUCUUCCGCUUUCCCUGUAUCCUCCUCAGGUGUCCAUCCAACACGUGAUUCAAUGAACAGGCAAUAUUCUUGGUCGGAGCCGCCCAAAAAACUACUCCCUUCUACAGCUGCUCAAAGCCCCUUUGUUCUCGAUGAGGUCAAAAUGUCUGCUACUCAUAGAAAAUCACUACCAGAAACAACAGCAGAAUGGAAACAAAGAGUAUUCUACGAGUUAGCUGGUUGCCCACAGGAGAUGGCGCCUGUUAUAGCUGUUACAUCCCCUACUAACAGUUUUUCUUCAGUGGCAAAAAAACCCAUUGUACAUGGGCCGCCUUUCCAUUCUGCCCAGCCUCUGGUGACCAGCAACAGGUGCAGCAAGGGUAUUUCUCUGCCAAGUAAAUUCACACAUCACACAAACUAUCCACAAUCGCAUAGAGUCAGUUGGAAACUGUAAUCAAAAUAUUAUUGUGAUUUAUCAAGUUAAAUAAUAGUUAUUAAAUGUGGCUUUAUGAGUUGAUAUUUUGAAUUGAUUUAUUACAGAAGUUUGUUAAGUCAAAACAGUUAAAAGGAAAAAUAUGAAAUAUUUCAUUUGAUCACUGCUAUUUACUGAAUACUAUUGGUGUGCAAUUAACUUUCUACAAGCAAUCAAUUUGGGAGUUUUGUAGUUUAUAAUAGUAAUAAUAAAUAGUUCAACUUAUAUUCAUUAUUGUCAAUAUAGGACACAGCUUUUAGUGUCUUAAAUUAAGCAGGACAGUGUGUACUGAGAAAAUAAAAAUCAUUCUUACCAGUGACUACUCUGAGUAAAAUCUGCUUUGGGUGGGUGUGGAAUGAAAGUCACAGUAGUGAGAAAUAUGAUGUCAGUUAAUAGUAUUUUGUGGCCUGGCACUGAUUAUAGUAAUUUAAUAUAUUUAAAAUGCAUUGUAUAUUACAUAUUUUACACUAUGACAAAAUGAGUGAAAGUCACUUAAAAGGGGAGUUAGUAUUAGGUUAGAUUGACCUCAGAGAAAUUCUUUUACACAGUAUGUGUGAAUAUUUUCUGUUAUAAAGGGGAGAAUGUGAGUGUUGUAACAUGGUGUUAAGAGCUGUGGUGACGUCAUCAAAUAUCAUACACUUCAAUCUGCUUUUUGAGAUCACAGGAGAAAUUACCCAGACUGAGAGCAAAUUUGUACAUGUUAUGACGAAAAAGAAAAAAAAAAAACAGGUAAGAAAGUCAUUUUUCAUGAAGAUUAUUUUUGGCCAAGCAUCAUUGAAUUGUAUAUGCAAUUAUUAAACAUGACCUGUAAUAACUGUGUCUCUAGUUUAAUUUGAUGCUUUGUAUUUAUGCUAAGUUCAAACUGUUUGGGGUGUGGAUAGUUGUAACAGUUUAUUAAAAAUAUUACAAACCCCUAUGAUGAUUCCAAUGAGACCAGUUAUCAGUCACAUCCUCUACUG
Molecule: messenger RNA, 3848 nt
Organism: Pimephales promelas (fathead minnow)
Lineage: Eukaryota; Metazoa; Chordata; Actinopteri; Cypriniformes; Leuciscidae
Gene: synpo2b
Product: synaptopodin 2b
Biological process (GO): positive regulation of actin filament bundle assembly
Cellular component (GO): nucleus; actin cytoskeleton; Z disc
Molecular function (GO): actin binding
Source: RefSeq, a predicted model, not a curated record